CUACCUCCCAAAAGUUCCCAAAAUCACAUAUACUUCGUAUAUCCAAAUAAGGAAUCGAAAGAAAAGAAAAUGAGUAGCAGCAUAGCUGAGAAAUGGGAGGUGCUUAGCGGCAGCAAGAAAUGGGAGGGCUUACUAAACCCUCUGGACCUAGACCUCCGCAAAUAUUUGAUCCAUUAUGGGGAGAUGACCCAAGUAACCUACGACACCUUCAACGCAGACUUGUUCUCCAAGUUCUGCGGAAGUAGCCGCUACUCCGAGGCCACUCUCUUCUCCAAGGUCGGGCUGGAGAAGUCCAGCCCGUACAAGUACGAGGUUGUCAAGUAUAUCUACGCGACAUCCUCGUACACUGUCCCGGACGCCUUCCUCAUCAAGCCCAUCCCAUUGGGUGCUUGGAGCAGGGAGUCCAACUGGAUGGGGUAUGUGGCGGUGGCGACGGACGAAGGAAAGGCGGCGCUAGGGAGGAGAGACAUAAUCGUGUGUUGGAGAGGGACGAUCCGGGCGUUGGAGUGGG
Messenger RNA from Cuscuta epithymum, 511 nucleotides. NCBI's taxonomy places the organism in Eukaryota, Viridiplantae, Streptophyta, Magnoliopsida, Solanales, Convolvulaceae. The record is from the annotation of a GenBank genome assembly.